AUGAAUUUUAGUAAUAUUGCAUUAAUACAUAGCUAAUAAUUCUGACUAUUAAAAUAAAUAAGUAUUAGAUGAAUAUUGGGAAUAUGAAUAAAAAAAAAAUAAAAACAAUAUAGAUAUUUAUUUAGUGAAAUGUAAAUCUAUAACUAAUUUAGCAAAUACUUUAAAACAAUAAGGAAAAUUUGAAGAAUUAAAUAAUUGUUGGUGUUAAGGGGUUAAAUUAAACAAAAAUAAUAUUGAAUUUUAUUAAUAAUAUUGUAUCAUUUAUUCAUUAUUUUAUAGGUAAAGCACUAGAGUUACAAGGAUUGUAUUAAGAAGUUUUAGAUUGCUGGGAUUAAGGAAUUAAAAAGAAUAAAGAUAUAAUCGAGUUCUAUGUUAUGAAAUGUGAUUAAUAAAUUAUAAAAAUUAGCUAUGACUUUAGAAUAUUUAGAUAGGAAGGGAAAGGUUGUUAAAUUUUGGGAAUAAGUUAUAAAGAAAAAUAAAAAUAAAUUUAUAUUCUAUUAUGAACAAGGUAAUUAUUCAAGAUUAGUUAUUUAUAAGCUCAAGCAUUAAAAAGAAUUGGGUUUUAUGAUAAAUUAAUAGAAUGUUGGAAUAUUGGUAUUUAUUAAAAUAGGACCUCUAUAGAGUUCUAUUAAGAAAAAUGUAUUAGAAUAUGUAUAUUAAGGUAAUGAGCUAAAAAAGUAAGGUUAAAUUGAAUCAGUCAUUAAUUGCUGGAAAAAAGGAAUUCAAUUCAAUAAAAACGAUAUAGAAUUUUAUCAUUAAAUAAGUAAUAAAACAUACAUUAAUUAGCUAACUUCUUAAAUUCAUAAGGGCGUCAUGUUGAAGCUAUUGAAAUAUGGAAUUUAGGAAUUAAUAAUAAUUCAUCCAACAAUUAAAUGUAUCUUUUAGAAAAAUUUAAUCGUACUUUUUAAUUUUUUGAUUAGCUUCAGUUUUAAUAAAAUUGCAUUUACUAAAAUAAGCAAUAAUAACUUGUCGAUUCAAUUGUUAAUUUGUUAAUUUUCAAAAAUAAGUUAGAGAUCAUUUUUGAAAUCCUUUAAAUAAAAUUUAAAUUUAUUUCCCAAAAUAUAAAUCUUAUGUUCUUGCAAGUGUUUAUAUAAUAAUAUUUAUUAUGA
Paramecium pentaurelia is the source of this 1109-nucleotide messenger RNA. Lineage: Eukaryota; Ciliophora; Oligohymenophorea; Peniculida; Parameciidae. The record is from the annotation of a GenBank genome assembly.